Molecule: messenger RNA, 747 nt
Organism: Mesocestoides corti
Lineage: Eukaryota; Metazoa; Platyhelminthes; Cestoda; Cyclophyllidea; Mesocestoididae
Source: the annotation of a GenBank genome assembly
AUGACUACGAUGACCAAGGAGCAGCUGGUACUUAAUAAUGGUCUGCGUUUAUUAUUCAGCACACUGGAGUUUGUUUUAGCGAAUCACAUUGUCACAUUUGCUUCCCUAUUGUUUGCUUCCCGCACUUUGGUUGAGGCCAUGGAUCAUCUCAAAAGAAUAAGAGAUCAAAUAAAUAAGAAACUCCAGGAGAAGAAUGCUGUGACUGACGUCCUUAAUAAGGUCCAAGAUAAGACUGGUGUAAAUAAGGAGUAUAUUGUUUACGGUUUCUGCGCAAUAAUCGUCCUUUACUUAAUGAUCGGAUGGGGCGCCACGUUCCUAGCCAAUUUCAUCGGUUUCGUCUAUCCUGCAUACUGCUCAAUCAAAGCCAUCGAAUCAAUGGAGAAGGAUGACGACACAAAAUGGCUUACAUACUGGGUUGUGUACGCGGCCUUCGCACUGGUUGAAACGUUCACGGACAUUUUUCUUUUUUGGAUACCACUCUACGCUUUCCAGAAGUGCGUGUUUCUGGUUUUCUUAAUGAUUCCUGGCAAAUACAAUGGCUCCAUCCUGUUGUACAACAAACUUAUCCGACCUUACAUCUUGAAAUACGAGGUCCAGAUUGAUCAGUUUGUGGACGAAGCCGGGCAGUUUGUAGACAAAGGUAGGUUUAUUUAUCUUUAUACAAUAUCUUUGCAAUCUUGUACUUUAGCAAAGAGUGAAGCUGCUGCUGCGGCGGCUCGACAUAUUGUCUCCGAGACCCACGAAUAG